CCUUCCAUUCGGGCGACUCACAUUUACUUAACUCAAAUACGGGAUUGGAUGAGCGAAGGAGUGAAAUACUAUGGGUUAUGUUCUAAAGUAAAAGUUAGAGAACACUUGGUCAACCUUUUGAAUACAAGCGGUUUACACAUAGGACUUUUGAAAACUCCGUCGGUAUCUGGCUUUGAACAGCCCUCUUCUACUGGUUCAGAGAAGUUCCCGCCUGUGUUUAAGGAGUUCGACUUUCUCGAAUGCGAACAGGACUCGGUCUCAGAGUCAGCCGAAAGUUGUUUCCACUGGCUGUCGACUCUGCGUCCGGUGGCGAUAUGCAACGCCGCCGAUGAGGACACGUCCGAAGCUGUGACCGCUACCGCGAAUCUGCAGUGCGACCUUUCCGGGCUGAACAGUUCCUCGCAUGCUAGCAGCGAGUCGGACAUCUCGGACGAAGUACUCAUGCUUUGUUUGAUGCUUUCACAUCCGCGUUUCUUAUUUACUAACCAACGGUCAAAAAGAAUAAAUAAAAUUUUGAUUAAUUGA
This is a messenger RNA of Soboliphyme baturini, 525 nucleotides long. NCBI's taxonomy places the organism in Eukaryota, Metazoa, Nematoda, Enoplea, Dioctophymatida, Soboliphymatidae. The record is from the annotation of a GenBank genome assembly.